Molecule: messenger RNA, 489 nt
Organism: Orycteropus afer afer
Lineage: Eukaryota; Metazoa; Chordata; Mammalia; Tubulidentata; Orycteropodidae
Source: RefSeq, a predicted model, not a curated record
AUGAGGAAACUAAACAAAUUUAAUGCUUUCUGGAUCAAUGCCUAUAUAAUAGGUGAAAGAAACUUGACUUGGUCUUCAGAUGUGAGCAAACCUCUAUAUCUUAACAGCUUUCCUGUUUUCAAUUUGACCUACUUAAUCCCUUUUCUUCUGUUCCUGACCUCACUGCUCCUUUUACUUCUAUCCUUGGAGAGACAUACCCAGAAUGUGCAGCUCAACUGUAUGGACUCAAGGGACCUCAGCACAGAGGCCCAUAAGAGGGCUGUCAAAAUAGUGGUAUCUUUCCUCCUCCUCUAUGUUCACUCUUCUUCCAAUCUAACAGCAGGUUGGAUUUUUCUUACACUGCAGAAACAUGAAGCCAAUUUACUUGUUAUGUUUACAUCAUCUGUUUUUCCUUCAGGCCACUCAUUUAUCCUAAUUCUGGGAAUCAGCAAUCUGACUGUUUUAAGACUACUGAGGCAUCUUAAAUGGCAUUUGAAAAAAUGGCUUUAG